Messenger RNA from Anolis sagrei ordinatus, 3933 nucleotides. The record is from RefSeq and is a predicted model, not a curated record. Lineage: Eukaryota; Metazoa; Chordata; Lepidosauria; Squamata; Anolidae.
GCUGUUGUACUUACUUAGUACUUAGGCGAUCCCUCAUUGUCCGAGUAGAAUUGUCUUCCAAGAUCAGUGUGCUGACAGUGGGUCUGUAGGUGACUGUGGAGCCUGAUUCUUGACCUGUAUGUUCUCCCACAGUGAGGGCCUUGGUUUCCAGGUAGAAGGUGGUCUGAGUUGGGGUUGGCUUGAUGCGCCUUCCUUGAUGCGUAGCCUUUGCUUUCUGACAUCUUCAGAUGAAGAAGGGAAGAGGUUCUUCAGCCCAGAUGGAGCCCAGAGUGAAGAUGGAGGAGCCAAACCAGGCCAGCCCUGAAGUGGGGGGAGAGCCUAAUGAAAUAUGGGGCAGGAGAAGUGUGGGAUUCCCAGGCAGAAUGGGUCAGGAUGCCCUGGGGGAGAAGGCCUUCAGCACAGACCUUCAGGGUCAACGCUUCCUCUAUGAGGAGACCUUGGGCCCCCGAAAGGUUUGCAGCCGCCUCCACUCUAUCUGCCGCCUGUGGCUGAAGCCCGAGCGACACUCCAAGGCGGAGAUGCUGGACCUGGUGAUCCUGGAGCAGUUCCUGGCUGUCCUUCCUGUGGAGAUGGAGCGCUGGGUGAGAGAAUGUGGAGCAGAGACCACUUCUCAGGCUGUGGCCUUGGCUGAAGGCUUCCUCCUGAGUUGGGCCCAAGAGGAGAAGGAGCUACUGGAAGAGCAGCAGGAGAGAGAGGUCCUUCAAGCCCAGGAGGCCCCACCAGGCACCAGCCAGGGCUUCCCUUCCAGGUGGAUCAAGAUGGAGGAGAAGGACAGAAGCGGUGAUCCACCAGGGGAGGAGCCAAGGAUGAUGGAAAGCUCAUCUCUUUGUGAAGCAGGAGAAAUGGCCUCCAUGAAACAGGAUCAGGUGACUUUUGAGGAUGUGACUGUACAUUUCAGUGAGGAAGAGUGGGUCCUGCUGGACCCGAAUCAACAAGCCCUGCACUGGGAGGUCAUGGGAGAGAAUUAUGAGAUGUUGGCCUCUUUUGGUGGUGCUGGAAAAGAGAGUGAAAAUGGGACAGCAUCAUGUAAAGCAUUGAGGAAAACAACAGGAUAUAAAGAGGAGGGAGAGGGAAACCUGGAAAUGGAAAGAGAAGCUUAUAGAAGGAAGGGGUGUUCUGCUGAUAUAAAGGAAAUAACAAUCCAAGAAACACUAGACGAAACCAGGGGAAUCAGGAACUGUCAUGUCUUUGACAGUAGCUUCUUGCAUGAGGAAUCAUGCCUGAAUGAUGAUAUCUCCAUCCUAAUGGAGAAAGGACAACCUCAAUGCCAUCAAUUGGAAGAGAGCUUUGGAUCUAGUAUGCACCUUACAAACUAUGAAAACCCACAAAUUGUGUAUACGCCGUAUAAAUGCCUGGAGUGUGGGAAAUGUUUCCAUUAUAAAGGAAGCCUAACCACGCACCAAAAAACCCACACAGGAGAGAAGCCGUAUAAAUGCCUGGAAUGUGGAAAAUGUUUCUUUCAGAAAGGAAACCUCGAGAGACACAAAAGAACCCACACAGGAGAGAAGUUGUAUAAAUGCCUGGAGUGUGGGAAAGGGUUUUGUGAUAAGAGAAGUCUUGUUGGACAUGAAAUGAAUCACAAAGGAGAGAAACCCUAUAAAUGCAUUGAAUGUGGGAAAUGCUUUCACCACGAAGCAGUCCUAAACACACACCAAAAAACCCACAUGGGAGAGAAACCAUUUAAAUGCCUGGAGUGUGGGAAAGGUUUUUCUGAUAAGAGAAGUCUUAUUGGACAUGAAAGGAAUCACAGAGGUGAAAAACCCUAUAAUUGCCUGGAGUGUGGAAAGAGUUUCUGUUGGAAAAAAUCCCUAAAGCUGCACCAAUACAUCCACAGGGAUGAGAAGCCAUACACAUGCUUGACCUGUGGAGAAGGCUUUGCUGAGAAGAGAAUUCUCAUUGCACAUGAAAUGAAGCACAGAGGAGAGAAGCCCUAUAAAUGUCUGGAGUGUGGAAAAGGUUUUUCUAAAAAGAGAAGUCUUAUUGGACAUGAAAUGAAUCAUAGAGGAGAGAAACCCUACAAAUGCACUGAGUGCGGAAAAUGCUUUCAUCACAAAGGAGUCCUAAACACACACCAAAAAAUCCACCUGGGAGAGAAGCCAUAUAAAUGUCUAGAGUGUGGAAAAGCUUUCUUUUCGAAAGGACACCUCAAAAGGCAUGAAGGAACCCACACACAAGAAAAACUAUAUACAUGCCUGGAGUGUGGAAAAAGUUUUACUGAUAAGAGAUAUCUUAUUGGACAUGAAAUGAAUCACAGAGGAGAGAAACCUUAUCAAUGCACCGAGUGUGGAAAAUGCUUUAAUUACAAAGGAGUCCUGUACACACACCAAAAAACCCACAUGGAAGAGAAGCCAUAUAAAUGUCUGGAGUGUGGAAAAGGUUUUUCUGAUAAGAGAUACCUUACUGGACAUGAAAUGCAUCACAGAGGAGAGAAACCCUAUAAAUGUCUGGAGUGCGGGAAGAGUUUCUCUUUGCGACGUAGCCUAAGGCUGCACCAAAACACCCACAGAGGAGAGAAACCCUAUAAAUGCCUGAAGUGUGGGAAAUGUUUCUCUCGGAGAGCACACCUCGACAGACAUGAAAGCACCCAUACACAAGAGAAGAUAUAUAAAUGCCUGGAGUGUGGAAAAGGUUUUUCUGGUAAGAAAAGUCUUCUUGGACAUGAAAUGAAUCACAGAGGAGAGAAACCCUACAAAUGCCUGGAGUGCGGGAAGAGUUUCUGUUGGAAAAAUAGCCUAAAGUUGCACCAAUACACCCACAGAGGGAAGAAGCCGUAUCAAUGCCUGGAGUGUGGAAAAUGUUUCUCUCAAAAAGAAGUCCUCAAUACACAUCAAAAAACCCACACACGAGAGAAGCCAUAUAAAUGUUUGGAGUGUGGGAAAUGUUUCUUUCAGAAAGGAAACCUCAAGAAACAUGAAAGAACCCACACAGGAGAGAAACCGUAUAAAUGCCUGGAGUGUGGGAAAAGUUUCUGUGAUAAGAGAAAUCUUAUUGGACAUGAAAUGAAUCACAGAGGAGAGAAACCCUUCAAAUGUCUGGAGUGUGGGAAGAGUUAUGGCCUUAAAUCUGUUCUUACAGCUCACCAGUUCACUCAUACAGGAGAGUUUGGGAAGAGUUUUAGCUACAAAUCAGACCUCACAAAUGUCCAGGAUAGUCAUAUAGAAGAGACAUCAAAAACAUGUCCGGAAUAAGGGAAGAGCUUCCAUUGGAGAGCAAGUCUCAAGGCCCACUGAAAAACUCACAUGGGGUGGGAGUAAAAAAGGCUGGAAUCUGAUAAGAGUUUGAACUGCACAUCAGUCCUCAGAGAUUACUGGAAUGUUCAUGCAAAGAGAAAUUAUACAUAUCCCUGCAUUUUGCAAAUAAUUGAGUUGCACAACAAGCUUCUUGGUGUACUAAAAAACCCACACGGGAAAGAAGCCAUGGAAAUGGCUGGAGUGUGGUAAAGGCUUCACUCAGGGGAAACAUCCCCUUGAACAUGAAAUGAAUCUCAGAGGAGAGAAGCUUCUAAAUGCUCAGAGGGUGGGAAGAGUUGUGUCCUCAAAUCAGGUCUCAAAACUCCAUGAGAGAAAGCAUACACACGCCAAGAGGGUGGGAAGAAUUCAAUCCUCAGUAGGCACCAGAAUAGUCACACAAUGAAGGAAACACAUGUGGACAGAAAACUGCUGUAGCCUUUAUAUUGAUUCUUUCUUAUCUAAACUGACAGUUGAUUCAAAUCAUCUUGGAUGUUUUCUUGGCACACUUUAAGGGAGAACCUGGCAGGUUCAGCCCAGUCCUGGCCUUGUGGCACUGUCGCCGCUUCACCGGUUGAGAUGAUGCGGUUUCCACACUGGUUUCCUCCUUUUCAGCUGUUUUGUACUUGCUUUAGUAAGUUCACUGAAAUGUAUUUCUUGUAUUCUUUUGCAAAUGCUCAGAGAGAAAUAAAGGCAUCUUAUGGCC